Orbilia oligospora ATCC 24927 is the source of this 942-nucleotide messenger RNA. RefSeq lists its product as uncharacterized. The transcript has 3 exons. The record is from RefSeq and is a predicted model, not a curated record. Lineage: Eukaryota; Fungi; Ascomycota; Orbiliomycetes; Orbiliales; Orbiliaceae. Bases 1 to 942 code for a protein of 313 amino acids.
AUGGCUGCCAAACUCCCACUCAUUGCUCGCAAGAACAUCCGCGACGAGUACGAAGCUAAGAAGGGUGGCCUUCUUGAGCGAAUCAAGGAGUACACCGGCGAAGACUACGAGUUCAUCGUCAACUUCCAGGAAAAGAUCUACCCAAACAUCGACACCGCCCAGAGCUACCAGGUCGAAUCUCCUGGAAGCAUUGCCUUCAGCGCCUAUGAAGGAUUGGCUGACAGACUUAAGACCGUAACCGACGAGGGCGAGGACCAACUCGUCAAGGACUUCUUCAAUGAGGUCGUCUCAUCCCGAAAGAUCGAUAUCCUUAUCGAGCCCAUGGAAUCCGGAUAUACUGCCUGCCGUGUCCGGGAUGGUGUCCUGGAACUUGUCUUCAAGACUGAUAACUACGGUACCAACAGCUGGUACCUUACCGAAAAGCUCAUCAAUAACCUCGACGAAGCCUAUGCCGAAACAAACAAGGGUGAACUCCCACUCGAAGCUAGAAAGGGAUGGCAGGAUGACUUCGUAGCCAAGAAGGACAAACUCGAAGCUGAUAUUGCUGAAGAAUUGCUUGGCACCAAAGUUACCUUGGUCGCUGACCCAGUCGCCAUUUGGAGAACCGCCGUUGAGGAGUUUGACAAGCUCAAGAAGAGGGACAAGGAUCAAAUCGAUCUGGAAUCCAUCCGUCGUAACAUGGGUUCUGCCGUUUUCUCCUACUUCGACGGUUUCCGAUACCAGAUCAACUACAAGUUCAAGCAGGAUGACUUGAUGGUCGAGACUUUCCUCGAGACCGCGCCAAGCAAGGAGGUUAGAUUCGAACUCGUUCCAGAAUUGAGCCCAGGAAACAGCUACCACGAGGCACUGUUCACCGACGACGCCUUUGUUAUGCGAACGACUCCAAAGAACUGGUACACCAACAGCUCUUAUGUUUGCGAGAAGAUUGAUACCUUGCUUUAA